AAUUAUCACAUUGGUACUUCAAUUUUAUCUAAUUUAUGUUUUGUAAAAAUGAAAUUCACGAAUCUAUGCAAAGAAAUUUGAAAAUUUUUCAAUCACCAACGUUUUAAAUUGAUAAUUGUUCAGUGCAAUGUGUAACCGUACGUGAUCAUCUUACCAAACUGUUUUCUUUGGUAAAAAUUUCGUUAUCACAAUUGUUCAGUGCAUACUUUGGAUCUACUCUACUUCUGUACUUCUGCUACUUCCACUACCAACACUAAAAUGAAAAUAGCUUUGAACAAUUAUGAAUUUUAAAGAUAUAGGAUCAAGUAUUCUGUAUUCAAGUAUGGAUCAAUGCUAUCCUGAUCUAGACGUAGAUCAAAGCGAUCUGGACGGUUCAGGUUCAUCGUCAAGCUUCCCAUUCGAAUUCAUAGAAUGCAACAAAUCACAAAUGUCUCCCUCUCACGUAGCCAUGUUCUAUCCUCAGCUAGGAUACGACUUGCACCCGUUACUCAUGAACCAACGCAAACGCAACGAUUCGGAAAAACUAGACUCUUCACCUCUGCUAACCAACGACGAUUUCCAAGUGCCACCUCAUCAUCUCGUCAUCACGCCAACCAAGAUAACCAAAACCAAAAAAAGCAAACUUUCGCGUAAAAAAGAAGUCCAAGUCGAAGCCAGUAGCACUUCCCAAACUAUAGCCGAGUCACCGGAUACGGCCGAAAAGAACCGUAAAAUAUUCUUCUGUCGCGAUUGUGGCAAAUCGUUCAAAUUUCAGACUUCUUUAUUAAGACAUAACAAUAAAGUACAUAAUUGUAAAUACCAAUGCCCCACAUGUCAUCGAGUGUUUUCUCGUCAAGCCUAUCUGGACGUUCAUACCUCCAAACCGGGCAGUUCGUGUUUUCUAAAUUGUUAUCCUAAUGUACGAACCUCCACCAUGCAAAAACAGUCGAAAAAUUUAAAUUAAAUUUAUUCAUUUGAAGCGGUUUUUGUGGAUUUUUAAGCGAAGUUUACUAUUUUCUUUUUAGUUCGUGUUCAGGGUUCCUGCUGUUUAAAUUACGUAGCUAAUACCUCUUUAUUUUAUUAGAACAAUUAUUAUGUUCUAGGUCUUAAGUAUAUGAACGUUUUUUUUCCCUCUACGAGUUGAUCUUCUUAAUAUCUGUAUGACUAUUAUAUAGUUAUUAAGAUACUUUCGACGGUUUUAUUUUUCUCAUUUUGAAAUACUACGAGUAUAUAAAUGGACACACCAAACUUUAUACUUUUCAAUAGCUUAAUAAUUAGGUUUGUUCUUUUCACGUUCACUUUUCUCACUAGUGAACGUCGUGAACGUUUUGCCGUUCUUUUCAACUACUUUACACACUGGUGUAACAUUGCACGCGUUCUUUUCAUGAUGGUGUAUCAUCGUGGUGUGAGUGGUGUACACCAAAAGUGUUCACAAUCCUACCCUGCUCGCGAGGAAGAGUGCCGAAAGUGGUGUACGUUAUCAAUUCUCUCCUGAUGAAUUUUUUAUUUGAUGGUUCGUUUCAAUUUCAAUUAAAAUUUUUAUUUCAUUAAUUAGCUAUUUUAAUCGUCUUCCAUAAAGUGGCUGGAAAUUUUCCAUGGAAAGUUGCUGAAAAUUCAUCUGGAAAAUGUUGAUAGGAAAUUUAAAAUUUUCAAAGGGAAGUGUUUGCCUUCUGGAAAUCUAAGGAGAAAAUUUUCUGAAAACUUUCCAUUGAAGAAACAUUGCGGCGAAAGAAUUAACAAGAGAUUAAUGCUUUUUUUGGUUCAAAUCAAAAGUUUUAAAUCUGAAAACAGUGAAAAUUCAAGCCUCAAGGAAACUCGGAACUCGGAACUCGAUCAUUUUUUUUGUUCUGUUUUAUUGGUUUGAAACCACUUUUUUGUUUCAAAUACAGCGAUGCUUAAUAAAACAUGUUAAUGAACUUCACAAUUUCCUCUUAAUUCAAAUUUUAUUCAUUUCUCAAAAUAUCCAAACUUCGGAAGUGAUGUUGAUUGAUAAGUGAUAACGAAAUGAAAAAUUGAAAAGAACAUCACGAAAUAAUUUUACACCACCACUGUACACUGGUGCAAGUGGUGUGGUGAGUCGAGUACACCACGCACACCAGUGCAGUACACCAAGGCACACUAGUGAGAAAAGUAAACGUGAAAAGAACAAACCUAUUAUGUACCUGGUGCAAAAACUUUCAUACUUUUUUCUUUUUUUUCUUUUUAGUUUAACGUCACAUUGUUCGAUAUUAUGUGAUUUACUUUUUCCGCAGGUGUUCGUGUUUAAUUAAAGAUAACUUUUAUCGAAUUUACUUUCAUUAACUGGACCAAAUUAAGUUCGUUCUUGAUGAACUGAUAUUUCAAUAACUCGACUCGGAAAAUAUUUACAAUACAAAGGAGUUGUGUUUAA
Planococcus citri (citrus mealybug) is the source of this 2368-nucleotide messenger RNA. Its product is annotated as oocyte zinc finger protein XlCOF7.2-like. The record is from RefSeq and is a predicted model, not a curated record. Bases 281 to 943 code for a protein of 220 amino acids. The transcript is spliced from 2 exons. NCBI's taxonomy places the organism in Eukaryota, Metazoa, Arthropoda, Insecta, Hemiptera, Pseudococcidae.